UUCUCAAUCAGAAUUGUUCCAAACCAAGAUCCUAAACGCGUCGAUGGAUUAGUCGAAGAAUACUUGAAAGCCAAAUUUGCGGAAUUGGGUAGUAAAAACAACCUUUCUGUGGAGUGUUCACAUAGUGCUAAGCCAUGGGUUGCAAACUCUAAUCAUUGGAAUUAUGUUGCUGCUUCCAAAGCUGUUGAAAGAGUUUUCAAAUGCAAACCUGAUUUGACACAUGAAGGUGGUUCUAUUCCUGUUACUUUAACUUUUCAAGAUGCUUUGAAAAAAAAUGUUUUAUUACUUCCAAUGGGUCGUGGUGAUGACGGUGCACACUCAAUUAACGAAAAACUUGAUCGUUCAAAUUAUAUUCAAGGAAUUAAGUUAUUUGGAGUAUAUUUACAUGAAAUUGCUUCUUGUAAAGCUGAAUAA
This is a messenger RNA of Scutellospora calospora, 414 nucleotides long. The record is from the annotation of a GenBank genome assembly. Lineage: Eukaryota; Fungi; Glomeromycota; Glomeromycetes; Diversisporales; Gigasporaceae.